Oryzias latipes (Japanese medaka) is the source of this 3148-nucleotide messenger RNA. It is a transcript of the gene mcm8, whose product is annotated as minichromosome maintenance 8 homologous recombination repair factor. The record is from RefSeq and is a predicted model, not a curated record. Lineage: Eukaryota; Metazoa; Chordata; Actinopteri; Beloniformes; Adrianichthyidae. Gene Ontology annotation, cellular component: MCM complex; nucleus. Gene Ontology annotation, biological process: double-strand break repair via homologous recombination. Gene Ontology annotation, molecular function: ATP hydrolysis activity; single-stranded DNA binding; single-stranded DNA helicase activity.
AUGCACUAAAACUGCCAGAUAUCGCCCGCCUAAAACCGAAAGACAAGGAAGACCACCAGGGGCAGUAGUGGUUCGCCAGUUUAGGUAAACUCACAGAAGAAGUUGACGUCCGAGGAGGGAAUUUUAAUUACAAAAAGCUCGGGAUGAGUGAGGAAGACUCCAGGAGAGGUUCAUCCAGGGGCGGUGGUAGAGGAUGGAGAGGCAGCAGAGGAGGAUGGAGAGGAGGAGGAUGGAAGAACAGGCCAUGGAGAGGAGGAGGAUCCACAGGGGGUGGAAGAGGCUCUGCAGGAACUUGGAGAAGGGGUGUUGGAGGCGGAGGAUCACCAAGUCCGACCUAUAGUUCUCAGAGAGUCCCUUUUCAGACCACUCUGGACGCCUCAUGCCCAUACAAAGGUUGGAGCCUCUACUUCACUGAAGGAUUUAUACAGAGCUCCCCCAGUGUGGAGAAGAUCAAAGUAUUUGAGAAAUAUUUCACCUCCAGGAUUCAUCUUUUUGACAAAGAUGAGAUCGAGCGCCAGGGCAGCGUGCUGGUGGACUACGCUGACCUGACCGGAGACCGAAGCGUGAGUCAAGCGCUCCCUGAUGUGGUCACGGCACUGAAAGAGCAGCCGGAGGUGAUGCUCAGCUGUUUGGGCUUGGCCAUUCAUCAGGUGUUGACAACAGAUUUGGAGAAACAAGCUGCUGAGCUGCAUGACGAAGAACUUCCCGUUUCUACACCAAUCAUCAAUAUUCCUCAUAUUAGUGCGAGGCUGUACAACUACGAGCCCCUGACGCCGCUGCGCACGCUGCGCGCCAGUGUGUUCGGGCGGCUGGUUUGCGUGAAGGGAACAGUGGUCCGAGUCAGCAACAUCAGGCCGCUGUGUACCAGGAUGGCUUUCAGGUGCCAGACGUGCACCAGCGCCAUGUCUCUGCCGCUGCAGCACGGAAAAUAUGCCACGCCCACCAAGUGUAUCCAACCUGGCUGUCGCAGCCGCUCGUUCGCCCCCCUCCGCAGCUCUGCUCUCACUCUCACGGUCGACUGGCAGAUCAUCAAGGUGCAGGAGUUGAUGGGUGGAGAGCAGAGGGAAACUGGACGAAUCCCGCGCACCGUCGAGUGUCAUCUGACCUCCGACCUGUGCGACAGCUGCGUCCCUGGAGACACGGUUAUUGUGACGGGGAUUGUGCGCGUCAACAAUGACGGCAGCUCCAGAGGAAACAAGGACCAGUGCAUGUUUCUCCUCUACAUUGAUGCUACUUCAGUCAGCAACACCAAAGGUCAGUUGUCAAAGUCUGUUGGUGAGGAGUCCAGCGGGUCACUUGAAGAUCGCUCAGGGGGAGAGGAGUUCAGUCUGAAGGAGCUGUAUGCCGUCCAGGAGAUCCAGUCACAGCCUGACUUACUGAGACUUCUUGUACACUCUCUGUGUCCUGCUAUCUACGGCCAUUCGCUGGUGAAGGCUGCUCUGGCUCUGGCGUUAUUUGGGGGCAGACAGAAGCACAUGGGCAAGAACAGCGUUCCGGUCAGAGGAGACCCUCACAUCCUGAUCGUGGGAGACCCCGGACUGGGAAAGAGCCAGAUGUUACAGGCUGUGUGCAAUGUUGCUCCAAGGGGCAUUUAUGUAUGUGGUAACAGUACCAGCACAACAGGUCUAACGGUCAGUUUGUCCAGAGACGCAGGAACAGGGGAUUAUGCACUGGAGGCUGGCGCCUUAGUGUUGGCUGAUCAAGGUCUGUGUUGCAUCGAUGAGUUCGAUAAGCUGGGGAACCAGCAGCAAGCUCUGCUGGAGGCCAUGGAGCAGCAGUCUGUGAGUCUGGCGAAAGCCGGGAUUGUCUCCUCUCUUCCUGCCAGAACAUCAGUCGUGGCUGCCGCUAACCCUGUAGGAGGACAUUACAACAGAGGAAAGACGGUCUCUGAAAACCUGAAGAUGGGCUCUGCUCUCCUCUCCCGCUUCGAUGUUGUGUUCCUCCUCCUGGACAUCCCCGAUGAGUCACAUGACCGCUGCCUGUCGGAGCACGUCAUGGCGAAUAGAGCUGGGAAGGGCAGAAGCAGUGGCGCCGUGGUCACCAGGGCCAACGGUGAAUCAGAGACCUCCAUCCUGCUGCAGCACUCAGACAUGCCGCUGUCUGAACGACUGCAGGUCCCUGCAGGUCAAACUCUGGACCUGAUUCCUGCAUGCUUGUUAAGGAAGUACAUCAGCUACGCUCGGCAGUAUGUCCAUCCCACUCUGUCCCCUGAAGCGGCCCAAACCCUCCAGGAUUUCUAUCUGUCCCUGAGAUCUCAGGCCAGCUCAGCCGAUUCCACGCCCAUCACCACCCGACAGCUGGAGUCUCUCAUCCGGCUGACUGAGGCGAGGGCAAAACUAGAGCUCCGAGAAAUGGCUACCAGGGGCGAUGCGGAGGAUGUGGUGGAAAUCAUGAAGCACAGUCUGGCUGACACCUAUUCUGAUGGUCUGGGAAACCUGGACUUUGAGCGCUCGCAGCUCGGCUCCGGCAUGAGCCAACGCAGCGCUGCAAAGCGGCUGGUCAACGCGCUGCAUUCCCACGCUCAGAGGACCGGCCAGAAGCAGUUCGACCUCCAGACGCUUCGAUCCAUGGCGGAUAAACUCAACAUCAAGGUGGGGGAUUUUCAAGGUCUCCUAAGUUCACUGAAUGAGCAGGGUUUCCUGCUGAAGAAAGGACCCAAGCUGUAUCAGCUGCAAACCAUCUGAGCUGGUGAAGAGCAGCAGGCCUGUGGCUGCAAAGUCAGUGUUUAGGAUGAACCCCAAAUCUAUUUAUCUUGAUAUUUGAAAACAUUUUCAUUCAUACGCCAUUAGUUGGUCAUGCUAAGGCCUCGCAAAACUGUAACAUAAAACAAAGAGGAUGCAGAUGAACACUUUUUGAUGAGUCUGAACUGGCCAGUAUCAGUUAGACUUGAAGGGCUGUUGAAACAAUUUUGAAAAAUAUUUGGAAAAUUCAGAUGUUUUUUUUAUGGCACUGUUCUAAAGGAUUUAUUCUUAUUUCACAUGUUUCUAGGCCUAAUAAGUAAGAUAAAAGAUUAUCUAGUUUUGUUUAUUUAAUGUAAAGUGCACUUUUAAAUAAAGACAGUAUUUGUAUAUAUAUUCUUGAACAAAUGUUUACUGGCUUUGAUUCUUACAAAUGGAGAUGAUUACAAUACAUUUUAUUUGAAAUUUUA